AUGAGAUUCUUGGGAUUUCCGUCAUUCCUGGUAUCAUUCGUCCUCCUGGGGGAUGUCCAGGACCCUAGGCUGGUUGAGGGGCUCUUACUCAAUAAGUCUGAAGGAAGGAUAUCUUCUCCUUCCUUAGGACCCUGUCCCAAAAUCAGAGUGAAAUGUGAAUUUGAAGAAAGGAACCAGUGCUCGAGGCACAGACAUUGGCCAGAUAAGAUGAAGUGCUGCCUGUUUGGCUGUGGAAAGAAAUGUUUAGAUCUCAGAAAAGAUGUAUGCACUUUGCCAAUGGACCCUGGCUCCUGUUGGGCUUGCUUUCCCUGCUGGUGGCAUGAUAAAGAAACUGAACUCUGCUCCGAUUUCAUCCAUGGUGGUUGCAAUGGGAACUCUAACAACUUCCCAUCUGAAGCUAUCUGCAAUGUCAUCUGCAAAAAAGGUAAGUCCCAAACUCCCGUGAUUAUCAGGGCCACACAAAAAUUUGGGCAUUGGUCCAUUCCAAGACUUCAUGGGCCUGAGGCUGACAAAACCAGCACCAAUUAG
This is a messenger RNA of Heterocephalus glaber (naked mole-rat), 528 nucleotides long. Its product is annotated as WAP four-disulfide core domain protein 6A-like. Gene Ontology annotation, biological process: negative regulation of peptidase activity. Lineage: Eukaryota; Metazoa; Chordata; Mammalia; Rodentia; Bathyergidae. Gene Ontology annotation, cellular component: extracellular region. The record is from RefSeq and is a predicted model, not a curated record. Gene Ontology annotation, molecular function: serine-type endopeptidase inhibitor activity.